GAAGUGAAGAAGUAUUCAGUCUUUUUCUUCAAGCCUGAAUAGCAAUUAAACAAGAGCAGCCAUGGUUGAGUGGACCGAUCAGGAGCGCACCAUCAUCUCCAAUAUCUUCGCCAACCUCGACUAUGACGAUAUCGGCCCCAAGGCUCUGUGCAGGUGUCUGAUCGUUUACCCCUGGACUCAGAGGUAUUUCGGGGCCUUCGGUAACCUCUACAACGCAGAUGCCAUCAAGAGCAACCCGAACAUUGCAGCCCACGGAAUCACUGUGCUGCACGGUCUGGACAGGGGUAUGAAGAACUUGGACAAGAUCAAGGCCACCUAUUCCGAGUUGAGCGUCCUGCACUCUGAGAAGCUGCACGUCGACCCCGACAACUUCAGGCUUCUGUCUGACUGCCUGACCAUCGUAAUCGCCGCCAAGAUGGGAAACAGCUUCACACCAGAGAUUCAGGCUGCCUGGCAGAAGUUCCUUACCGUUGUGGUGACUGCUCUGGGAAGGCAGUACCACUAACUCCAGCAGCUUCUUCACCUGGAUACCCAGAGGAGAGCUAACAUAUGUCCAGUGUCUCUUAAUAAAGAAAUAAAGAUCCACUGACGCAAA
This is a messenger RNA of Larimichthys crocea (large yellow croaker), 595 nucleotides long. RefSeq names its product hemoglobin subunit beta-2. Gene Ontology annotation, biological process: hydrogen peroxide catabolic process; oxygen transport. Lineage: Eukaryota; Metazoa; Chordata; Actinopteri; Sciaenidae. The transcript is spliced from 3 exons. Gene Ontology annotation, cellular component: blood microparticle; hemoglobin complex; haptoglobin-hemoglobin complex. Gene Ontology annotation, molecular function: heme binding; peroxidase activity; oxygen carrier activity. The record is from RefSeq and is a predicted model, not a curated record. The coding region runs from base 62 to 505 and encodes 147 amino acids.